AUGUCCUCUAUGCUGCAGAGCCCUCAGACAGAUAUGAGGCGUACGGAAUUCUCAAAAUUUGUCAACCUACCUCUUGAAACUGUCGUCCAUAUCUUGGAGCAGCUGCGGGCUCGUGACAUUCUCGCUGUUGGAGCGACAUGCCACCGACUCAAAUUAUCUGUCGACCAGUCGAGCGCGCUUCAGCUCAUCAGAGAGCUCGCAGUGGAAGGCUUGAGAUUGCGAACAUACCCUCCGGCUAAUCAACCUUGUGGUCUGAAGACAAUGUCACCAGCAGAGCGACUCGACGCGUUUCGACGCGCCUUACAGAGUUCUACGCAGGCGACGGACGACCUUGCGUACAAGUUUGACUGUGAGGGUGUAAGCUACGCGACUCAAGCUGGUAUUCUCUGCUACACGACGUCUCUAGAUGGACAAGUCUCCGGUGUCGUCAUCCAGAGUCUGUGGGAAGACGCGAGCGGUGAACCGUGGAGAUGUUUUGAUGACCUCGGCGUGAUUAUCGACACGUUUGCGUUUGACGUGUACGAGAAUCUACUCAUUCUCAUAUCUCCGCCCCAAACCGCAGACGAAAGUUCCAGGAUCCAUCUUCGCUCCUCGAACACAGGCUUGGACCAUCCAAGUGCAUCCAAAGCCAUUCUCGAGCUCGACUCCGAGACUUACGAUUCUGGGAAGACAAUUAUUCUUGUUUCAGGACACAUACUGGUAUAUUAUGGCCCUGGCUACGAGGGGUGGGGUUGCAUGAUUGUAUGGGACUGGAGAGUAGGAGAAAUACUAUUCAAGGUGCUCGAUAAUGUCGGAGGUGUGGCCUUGAUCUCAACUAGCCUUCUUCUUUGGGUUGAACACAGUUACACGAGAGCCCAUUCUCAAAUCUGUCUCCGAGAUGUUACAGACUCCGGAUCGAUUAUUCUACGCCUCGCGUUGGAGAACGAUCCGCUUCGUUUCGCGGAGCGCGGGCUUCGCCCGUCUGUCAUUUUCAUGUCCUCGAUGCCUGAGCGUGACACCCCAAGCCUUCCCGUGGAUGUUCCCUUGAGUCCUUACAUUCACGACGAGACAGCGGAUGCAAUCGUAUGCAUCCAUUCAGAGAGCCAGAACAUCUUCAAUAUCGUGCGUACCCAGGCUCUGUUGAGCCUUUUCAAAGAGCAAACAUUGGCCUCAGUAUCGAACAAAAGCGUAUUCAUCGAACAGGGGCUCCAGUCUGGAGUUGUUCCUCGCGACGAGUGGAGCAAAAACGUAGCAUUUCGCAUAUACUCGGGUAUCCUACAACCACUCGACGCACACUGCACGGCGAUCUCACAAGCGCGCCUUGCUCUCCUUGGGCUCACCAAGGAGAUAUUCCUAUCUAGGCCAUCUCUUGGAGAUCAGAAAGAGUGGGAGCAGGAGAUCGAUUCCGGCGGUGUUUUCGUCGCGGUCGUCGACUUUAACAGUCGUCCAAUUCGGCUCGCCAAUGCCAAGCGAGGAGAGAAGGAAAGUGACGAGUCUGGUCUAUUCUUGAGCUAUAUGCUCAGCACUGAUGAUGAGGAACUCUGGCAUCGACUCGCUAUUCCCCCGAGACCGAUCUCUGAGGACCAGGAGAUCACGAUGGGCUCGAACCAUAUCCUCACUGUACAGUUAGAUGAUCUCUACCGUUCUGGACGGUGUACGAAGAUGAUGGGAUCUCUAACGACUAAUGUCUUGGCCAUUUCCGUGGUGCUCGCAGUGAGCAUAUACGUACGGGUGUAG
Serendipita indica DSM 11827 is the source of this 1716-nucleotide messenger RNA. Lineage: Eukaryota; Fungi; Basidiomycota; Agaricomycetes; Sebacinales; Serendipitaceae. The record is from the annotation of a GenBank genome assembly.